CUUAUCCACCGGACAGCCGAGAUGGAACAUUCACGAUGGAGGAAGUGGAUUGCAUCGACCUUCUCUUUGGAGAUUCCCCAAUCACAGGACAGAAAUAUGUUGAGGCAUAUUCUAGGGCAUUGGAAAGCUCAUAAGAGGAAACCCUCACUUCUCCCAGAAGACAUAGAAAGUCCAAACCAUUCUGAUGAUCCAUCCAAAGUGAAUCCUAUCUUUGAAGACAGCGAAGGAUCAAUUGCUUCAUCCAGAAGACAUGACACAGAUUCACCUACAGGAGAUAGACAUUCGACAACCGGCAUCGAUCUCGAUCUCGUUGAUGUUUCUGUUCCAGUGGAUACAACAGAAUCUAAUGUCGUAGAAGAAAAUCCGGAUGAUGUCAUUAAUCAAAUUAACCUUGCCCUUGAUAAUAGCCUUUUGAAUGAAAAAGAGAGCUCGGAUGAGCAAACAAACAUUACCCCAGAACCAAAGCGGAAAGAUACAAACGAUAUUAGUGCCGCAGUUACAGAAACAACAGAAAAAAGCAUGGCUCCAGAGAAAUCUGAACCUGAAGAAAAUAAACCAAGAAUGUCUAGGUUGCAUCAGAUUGUUAAAUCACAUCCAGAAUUAAAAAGAGAACUGACUUCGGACAUUAAAAUACUACAGGACAUUCCUUCGAACAGUAAAAAAGCGUCUAUACCAGACUCUAGUAAAAACUCUGAAACAGCAAAGACUCAAGAACAGAAAGCAACUGCUGAUAUUAGUGCCAAAAUAGAGAAAUCCUCAGAACAAACGGUCAUCCCUUCUACUUCAACUGGGAUUACCAGUAACAGCUUUAAGACUUCUAAUUCAACAUCUGUAUUUGAUACGAAAGCAAGUACUCCUACUACUUCAACAUCUGCAUCAGAUGCAAAAGGAAGUACUCCUUCUACUUCGACAUCUACAUCAGAUAUAAAAAGAAGUACACCUUCAUCACCAGCAAGAAAUAUGAAUCAAUCUACUGUCCCAAAUAAGGAUUCAAAUUCACUUUCUGAAGUUGCUGCGGAUUCAAAUAAAUCCGUUCUUCCUAAUGAUGCCCCAGUUUCAGAUACAAAAGAGAAGUCGAAGUUCAAAAAACGAGCAAUAGAUGAACUUAUUAAAAAAUUUCAGGGUUCUAACCCUGAAGAUUCAACUUCUAUUCAAAAAGUGCCGUCAUUUUUGCAUUCUCAAAACAAAAAGGAUACACCUGAGUCGUCAAAAGAAAAGAAAGAAUCUCAGUCUUCAGCUGCAAAUAAGGAACAAGAAAAAGAAUCACUGUCAAAAAUAUUUAAUUUCCCGCCACCUCCUCCAGUAGAACCUAAAAGAAAUAAUCCUCAGAAGACGGAAAUCUCUUCUAAAGAGACGAAAAUCGCAUCAUCGGAAGUAGUAUCAAAAGUUAACAGUAAUUUUAUCUUGAAAGAAGCAAAGACAAGAGCUGAUUCUAGUUUGUCAAGGAACAAAACUGUCGCAUCUAGCGAUACUGUUGGUAAUGCAUCAACAAGUAAACCAGUUGGGAGUGAAAAUACAAAAGAAACAGAAACUGGAGUUAAAAAAGUGACCCAAGUAGCAACCGCAAAAACAACAAGUUCCACGCAACCAAAGAUCACGUCUCCUGAGCCCGUUAUAAAAAAGGAAAAAGAUUCAGUGAGAGAUUCCAAUGAGUCAAAUUUGAAGGAAAAAAUUUCAGCUCCGACUAAAACUGAUGUUAAAUUAACUGAUAGUAGAUCAUCUAAAGAAACUAAAUCUGACGAGAUUACACCUAUUCCAACAGACAAACUAUCUUCUUCUAAUGCCCCAGCCAAAUCAGUUAGCGAAACAAAGACACAAAAUGUGCAAAAAGCGAAAGACAAUUUGACCAAAUCUAGUCGAACUCCAGAAACAAAACGCAAAGUAAGCACUUCCAAAAAAUCUCCUGAAAACACAAAAGAAGAUGAUGUUCCUAAAUCUCAUUCUGAAGACAGUGGAAUCACACGUGGCGAUCAGAUAUCGUCAGAAGCUUCUCCAGAUGGUCCAAAAGUAGAACCUAUGAAAGAAAAGGAAGCAGAAACUUCACCAGCUAAACGAAACUCGAGGGAAAGAAGAACCAUGCAGAGCCGAAAUAGAAACUGCAAGCGAUGCAAGAGGCAUUCUUAUGAUGGAGAGGUUCCUUUAAAAAGAAGCUUAUGUGACGAAUAUUACGACGUCUUGACUGGACUUCAUCGAAACCAUAAAAGCAAAUAUUCGGACAGUUGGACAUCAGAUUUGUCCAGAGAAGAAAGGGAUUUGAUUCGCCGACUUCGAAACAAAAGAGAUACUUUUCGAUCCAAUGGUCCCACGGGAAAGGCAAGGCAUUCCAGACGAAGUAGAAAUCUAGAAAAUGGAUAUUUCCAUCGACACCAUCCCAUAAGACGAUCUGUUUCUGAUGAGAGCACCCUAAAUGGUUCUUCCAUGUGUUCUUGUGAUGACUGUUGGCUGUUCCUUGUGAAAGAUUAUGCUUAUGGAAGGGCUUCUCUCAGAGGCAUAACUCCCGAUAGAGUUGUUUGUACCUGUAAACCUGGAAGACCAGAAAUUUUAGGAAGGCGAGUAAAAUUCCGCUCCGACACCAUACCAGAAGCCAGUCCAUCUGAAAGAACGGCCACCUCCCCUCCUAUACCGGAAGAGCCCAGUAAGAAAGAGGACGCCACGGACACCAGGAGCACCAGCAACUUGUCCUCAGUAUCCCAGGAAAGCGCCCUCAGAAACGGGAAAUUACCAGACAAAGUGACAAAGAAAGGAAAGAAUGUGAAGGAGCCGACGUACCGUCUGGUGACACCUUGGGAGUUAGAAGAAUGGGACUUGGCCAUGAAACGACACUUGCUCAAGAAGCGCAGGAAACGAGCCAGGUACAUGGGCUUCAUGGCCUUGGCCAUGGUUGUAUUUGUUGGUCUUGUGGUAGCCAUACUAAUGGUCUACCUGCGCAGGAAAGUACUCUAGUCUCUGAAUCAGAAACCACUGAAAGAUAGCGCAAAUACCAGCAGUUGGAGUUGAAAAAUGCUGCUGACAACAGAGUUUGUAAUACUUAAAUGAUGAUAGAAACCAAUCCAAUAAAUUCAGAUCAUGCAGUUCUACAAGUGAAGAUUAUCAAGCCAAGUAGCUUCACCAUUUAAUUUGAUAAUAUUCCAUAAUUUCUUUGCUUUAUGUGCUGUGAUGCACUGGCAAUAACUCAGAAAUGACAAUACCAUAUUACUGAGCUGAUUUCAGUAAUACUUACAUGAAAUAAAGACCCUUCUCCCAGUUUUCGAGCUUAGAUUAAUGACAUAUUAUAAAAACUUAUGGUGAAAAAACACUGAGCAUGACACCAUAAGGUUUGGAAUGUGAAAACUAUAAAGCAAGAACUUUGGUUAAACAAUAUUUUCUUUUUCUUGUUCAAGGUCAAUAAAUUUCUCUUUUUUUUGCAUUGUGCAAGUAAUGAUGCCAAGUGAUUCAUAAUAUGAAAGUGAUCAUAAAUUUUAUAACAGAACGAUGUUGGAAAAUUCUGAACUAUUAUUUAUCACGGGUAAAAACGAGAAAUAUGAACUGUUAAUUCAAUUUUGAUGAAAUAUAUCAUUAUGCAUUAUUUCAAGAAUUUUCUCUUUUCUAUACUUUCUACUUGUGUAUUUUUUUAAUCCUUUCAUAGAUCAUACAGGAAAAGGCAAUAUUCAUAACGAAUACUUUAUAGAAAUUUAUAUAAAUAAAGUCUAAAUGCACUUAAUAAAUGUACAGGGAACAGUUAUAUAAAAUUACAAAACUUUAGAUUUAUAUGCUUAUUUAAGUAUGUUGGGUAUAUGAAAAUUUAUUAUCAACUAUUUAAACAAUAUUUGCUGUUUAUUAUAUUAUACCUGAAUAAUGUAAACAGUUUAACUAAAAUAUGAAAUAAUCUUUCAUGGAAUUCAUUUUAAGACCAGAUUCAUAUAGAAAGUUUGUAAAUAUAAAGCAAUAAUAUUGCAUCUCAGCUAUAAAGUUUCAUAACUUAAAAUUUUAAAUUGGAAAUUUAUAUAAAAUAUUUUGCAGUAAACAUUCCUGUGAAAUAUUUUCUCUAAUUAAUAUAAAGCAUUAUAAUCUAUCAAAAUUAAGGUUGUGCUGUACAAAUAUUGUAAACACUGUAUAAAUAUCCAGUAUGUUAUUAUGCAAGUUCGUAAAUAGUGUGCAUGCUUGUCCAUUAAUUCUCUACUGUGUUUAAUGAAUAUAUUGGGCAAUUUGAUUAUGUAACUUCUAUGAAUUUAUUAAUAAUUGAUGCCAAAAUAGAACUUAGGUGUUUUUAAAUGACUUUGUAUUUUUGAUAAUAAAAUGUUUUGGUUUGUU
Argiope bruennichi is the source of this 4290-nucleotide messenger RNA. Its product is annotated as papilin-like. Lineage: Eukaryota; Metazoa; Arthropoda; Arachnida; Araneae; Araneidae. The record is from RefSeq and is a predicted model, not a curated record. The transcript is spliced from 4 exons. Bases 22 to 2943 code for a protein of 973 amino acids.